Molecule: messenger RNA, 2858 nt
Organism: Solea solea (common sole)
Lineage: Eukaryota; Metazoa; Chordata; Actinopteri; Pleuronectiformes; Soleidae
Gene: vps37a
Product: VPS37A subunit of ESCRT-I
Exons: 12
Coding region: 360-1532 (390 amino acids)
Biological process (GO): ubiquitin-dependent protein catabolic process via the multivesicular body sorting pathway; protein targeting to vacuole; protein targeting to membrane
Cellular component (GO): ESCRT I complex
Source: RefSeq, a predicted model, not a curated record
GCGCUUAAGUACACUUACUGCGUGACGUAACACGUAAAUAAGUUGAUCAAGCUUUUACUCGCUAGGUUGUCUUCCUUUAGCUGUACUUACAUGCCGCCCCGCCAGUGUGAAUGGCAGUACCUCCGCGGAGCUAAAGGGAAGUUGACAUUUUAAUCGACACACGGGGAUAUGCCAUCUGACUUUGUCACGUAAAUACAAAGAACGCCUCACGUGAACAACAAACCGAGUCGUAAGAGCUAACCGGGGCUAGCACCACACUCUUCAUGUUCACUUUCUCUUCCACUUCUUCGUGUGUGUACUGACGGCCCGUAGCUUCUGUCACCAGUCCAGUUGAGUCCUUGGUGGGCCGCCAGGAGAGGAUGAACUGGCUUUUCCCUCUGUCCAAAGGCUCCGGACCUCUCCCACAGUUGAGCAGCCUACAGCAACAAAGACAGCGGCAGAUCGACUCACUCAAAGCCGCUCACCACAGCCUUGCAGAGAUCCAGAAGGAUGUGGAGUACAGAAUACCAUUCACAGUCAACAACUCCACUAUUAGUGUUAACAUUCUGCUACCUCCUCAGUUCCCUCAGGAGAAGCCGGUGGUUAGCGUCUACCCUCCUGUUGGUCAUCAUUUAGUUGACAGCAACAAUGGCACCAUGAUCACUAGUCCCCACAUCACAAAUUUUGGGAUGCACUCAGAUCUGGGCAAGGUCAUUCAAAGUCUCUUGGAUGAGUUCUGGAAAAGUCCUCCUGCUCUGAUGUCUACUGGCCCUGCUGGAUUUCCAUAUAUGUACAAGCCAUCAGGCAUGGCUGCGUACCCGACUCAGGCUUUCCAUUACGGUCCUCGUCAUAUGGGUACUAGUCAGACACCACCUGCUGGUCCAGCUGCAGCUCCCAUGCCUCACCCAGCCGUCGAUAAUGUCCAUGGGCCUCCUCGAGCUCCAGCUCCAUAUGGACUGAUUUCUGACCUGCCACUGCCUGUACCUACUGUAGAUUCACAGCCUGGAAUAAAUGGACAUAUGUACAAGAUGCCUGAAAUUCCGGAAUCUUUUCCUGAACUCUGUGACAUGAAUCUGACUCAGCUGUCGGAUAUGUCUGAAAAUGAGGACGUGCUGCUGAGUUUCUUUUUGGGUUUGCCACAACUCAAUCAGGUCACCAGUGAUAAAGAGGAGCUGGUCACCAGCAUAGUGGACAUGGCUAAAAAAAACCUUCAGAUGGAGCCACAGUUGGAAGGAAAGAGGCAAGAAAUGCUUUACAAGUUUGACCAGCUGACUCAGAUGAAGUCUGCCUUUGAGACAAAGAUGCAGAGGCAGCAUGAACUCAGUGAUAGUUGCAGUCUCAGUACAUUACAGGCUCGGUUAAAAGUUGCAGCCCACCAGGCAGAGGAGGAGUCAGAGGAGACAGCUGAAAACUUCUUGGAGGGGCUCACCGACAUAGACGAAUUCCUUACCAGCUUCAUGGAGAAGAGAACGCUUUGUCACAGCAGAAGGGCCAAAGAAGAAAAGCUGCAACACUCCAUCAACACACAUGGGCAGUUUCCUACCAGCCACUAGAACACAAGGUUUGGUGUUUUCUCAGCCGACUGCUGCCAACUUAAAGUAUACAGACAAUAGAGUGGACGAAAAAGCACACUGAGUCAACGACGUGCACUUAAAAGAAAUAAGGAAGAGGGUGAUGGCAAUGGUGGCUUAAGAAAAAAAAAAAAAAAAAAAAGCUUUUGUGGAGAAGGUAUGGAGUCACUACAGGAGGCCAAAACUGGAAGAAUGACUGACACAUGCUUAGUUGUGCAACCACAUUGCUUAGGAUUGAUCACAUUGUGACUCAUUUUUACUGCACAUUCUGUUAGUCCAGUUUUGACUCCAUUUUGAUGAUGAUAAUAAUGAGUUUUGUGUCUGUUCAGGAUUGGUGUCUUAUCAAGUGCACAUGAUCAGGGUGGUUGGUAACGUGAAGACAUUUGACAGGAAGUAGAAAUUGCUAUGGACAUUAUUCUCAGUCGUAUGCCAUUGCCAGUAUCUGCAUUUCCAUUCUCUGAGGUCAUUGUCAACUUCUUGCUCUUUCAUUUUUGCCCAGACAGGAACCAUUCUGGAUGAACAUACGCAAGUUAACAAGGUUCCUCUUCCAAAAUCUCCUGUUUACUUUAGAAUGGUUGUUUCAGCCAUUUACAUACAACUUAUCACUGUGGAGUCAUUGUUCCUCUAAUUUGUAAUUUUAUUACACAAAAGUGUUUCUAAGUUGGGGUUUAAAAUAUAAACUUAUCUCUUGAGUAAUUUGUUGGGAGCAUCCUAAACUCCAGUGUGUUUGCACAUACAUGAAUAAUUUGACUUUAACCUGUUAAAGCAAUACUUUGAUUACAGUGUACUGACUUAUCCACUGUUCAUUGUUCAACAUUUGUUUCAAAGUCAACAUGAAUCAAAUGCCAUAGAACAACUUCAAUGUUUUUGAGUUGGUGUUUUUUUUGUUUUUUUUCAGUUAAUCACUUAAACCAGGCUAAAAUUGAAACUGAUGUCAGCUUAAAGAGAAGUCUGGAGUACUGUACACUGGGUAGACGGUUUAAUACACAUCUUUUUUUUUUUCCCAGUAGUCACAUUUUUUUUGUGUCUGUAAACACACUGAAGACCAUUGAUUGCAGAUUACCACCACAAUGAUAACCUGCUCAUUUUAGAGAUGCCCUUUGAACUUGAGAUGUUUGAUAUAAAGCCUCAGAUGUUUAAGGACUACAUUGAGGAGUAUUAGGUUAAAUGCUGCAGUAUAACUCGGAUGACAUUGGAUACUGUAUUUAAAUAUUGUUAAUAAUAGGCUAUAUUGUAAUCAAAGACUCUGACACCUUGUAUAAUAUGUUCUUAUUUAAUUUGUUAGAGUAAUAAAGCAUUUAGAAUAAA